Molecule: messenger RNA, 1814 nt
Organism: Hordeum vulgare subsp. vulgare (domesticated barley)
Lineage: Eukaryota; Viridiplantae; Streptophyta; Magnoliopsida; Poales; Poaceae
Product: pentatricopeptide repeat-containing protein At1g31790
Exons: 1
Coding region: 1-1320 (439 amino acids)
Biological process (GO): RNA modification
Molecular function (GO): protein binding; RNA binding
Source: RefSeq, a predicted model, not a curated record
AUGGCGCGCUGCUCCCUCGCGAAGCCGCUUGGCACCGCCGCCGCGGCUCCGCACCUCCCUCGCCGCCGCGCUCUGCUCGCUAGCGCCGCCGCCGCCUCCCUGGCCACGGCAACAACAAGAACUCAGCGGCUGUCGGCCCUAUCGAAGCCGCCUAAACCACCGCCGCCACCGCCUCUCCGCCCGCGCCCAAGGCUCCCCAUCUCCAACGACACCCCCAGCAACGCCAAGCAAGACGGCCGCCGUGAACCAUCGACGGACGCGACAGAGUCCUCUGUCUCUGGGUCGUCGUCCUCGGGCGCCGGAGACGUGCUCAGGCUGAUGGACUUGCUCGGCGUGGUGCCCGACGAGGACGUCUACGUCUCCCUCCUCAGGGACUCCGUCGACGCCGCCGAGGUCGCCGCCGUGCACUCCCACGUCGUCUCCACACGCGCCGCGCCUGGCCUCCCCCUGCCGCUGGCCAACCGGCUGCUGCUUGCCUUUGCGACCUGUGGCGACAUGGUGGCCGCCCGCAAGGUGUUUGACGAAAUUCCCGUCAAGGAUGGCAUCACGUGGGCGACCAUGGUGUCGGCCUACUCCGAUGGUUGUUUCCAUAACGAAGCGAUAAGGCUUUUCACCCGCAUGUGUCAUGAAGAACAGGGGCUCACUGGUGAUUUGCUCGGCCAUGCCAUUGUGGCGGUGCUGCGGUCAUGUGCUCGGAUGAGCACACUAAGGGGCUUUGGCGAGCAGGUACAUGCGCUUCUUGUCAAGACAAAGAGGGUUUGUGGUGAUACCGGUAGUUCGCUGCUGCAGCUGUACUGUGCGGGCAAACGACAUGACAUUGCACGCCAAGUGCUUCAGACCAUGAAGUGUUCUUGGCAGGAGCCAGUGCCUGAGGCAGCAUGGACUAGCUUCAUAACAGCUUGCCACCGAGACGGAGGACUGGACGAGGCCAUCUACGUUUUCAGUGACAUGGUGUCCUCUGGAGUCGCCAGGAGCAGCUUCUCCCUGUCUACUAUCCUUGCGGUAUGUGCAGAAUCAGAGAACUGCAGGUUCUACGGACAGCAAUUGCAUGGCGACGCCAUCAAGCACGGUGUGGAAACAGACCAGUUCGUCGUGUCUGGGUUAGUCCACAUGUAUGCGAGGCAAGGGCAUCUUGCAGAUGCUGCUAGGGCAUUUGAGGCAGUGGGUGGCAAGCCUGAUGUGGUGUGCUGGAACGCCAUGGCCUUGGGGUAUGCACGUGGUGGAUGGUACAGAGAGGCCACCAGCAUGAUGUAUCAGAUGAAAGCUGCUGGAAUGGAUCUUCCUGGACUAAAUGUGGUUGGAAUGGCCUGCUCCAGAUGAGAUGCCGAAUGAGUUCCUUGACUGCUGGACUGCACAUUUAUGUUAAGAUCUGUGCCGAAGAAAAGGUAGUGCUUCCUUUGAGGUAUAAAAUGGGGAUACCUUUCUUUGGGAGGAGAUAUCAAGCUGCUGGAAUGGAUCCUCCUGGACUAAAUGCCGUUAGAAUGGCCUGCUCCAGGUGACCUACGGAAUCAGUUGCUUCGUCUUACUAUUUUUCCUUUUAAGGAGAUCUUUAUAGACUAGUAUGACAUGAUCUCCAGAACGACCAACUAGGAUUUACUCCUUAACAUAGUGUGUUUAGUCUGACAAGGAUUUCUUUCUUACUCUUGUUAAUACCAAAGUAUGUAUGUGCCCUCAAUACAUUUGGUUUGGCUACAUUUCAUUCAUUUCUGUCUGGAUAGUUAUCAUCUUGUUAGCCCAUGUUAAGUCGGAUAUGACUGGAGGUGUUGUUUGCUGAAGCACACACCGAGGAUCGAUAAUCUGUACCAAUUAGCCCA